Messenger RNA from Cladophialophora yegresii CBS 114405, 1644 nucleotides. RefSeq lists its product as uncharacterized. The record is from RefSeq and is a predicted model, not a curated record. Bases 1 to 1644 code for a protein of 547 amino acids. Gene Ontology annotation, biological process: xenobiotic detoxification by transmembrane export across the plasma membrane. NCBI's taxonomy places the organism in Eukaryota, Fungi, Ascomycota, Eurotiomycetes, Chaetothyriales, Herpotrichiellaceae. Gene Ontology annotation, molecular function: fluconazole transmembrane transporter activity. The transcript is spliced from 2 exons.
AUGCUCGAGUACAUCAAAGAAACGCCCGCGGGGCAAUUCCUCCGGUUCCUGGGCUUCCGGCAGCCAUGGCUCACGUAUCCAGAAGAGCAACCAGGCUUUAUGCCGAGCGUGGUCUGCGAAACGAGGGCCUCUGCCUCCGAGACCGACCUGGAGAAAACCCUGCCCAAGGCAUCCGCAACGAUUCGAGCUACGGAGAAAGAUGUAACGGCACGGUCUCCAUUCCCGGAUACCGCGGACACGGACGUCGCUGUCGUGGGCUUCGCGGAAAAUGACCUCGACGAUCCUCGCAAUUGGCCUCACGGCAAGAAAAUGUGGACCUUGACCGUGGUCAACCUGUACACCUUUUGCGUGUACUGUACGGCAUCGAUUGUCACGCCGACGGCAGAGGCCAUGAUGGUCCGCUACAAUGUUUCUCUUGUGGUAGCGAGCCUCGGCCUGUCAAUGUAUGUUGUCGGAUACGCGGUCGGACCCAUGUUCUUGUCGCCCAUCAGCGAGAUCCCUCGCAUUGGCAGGAACCCGCCCUACCUGUACGGCUUCGCGGCAUUCUUUGUCGUCUCCAUUGCGCUCGCCUUUGUCGACUCAUUCCCUGCCAUCAUCGUGCUCCGGUGGCUGCAGGGCCUUACGGGAAGUCCUGCCCUGGCCAGCGGCGCGGCGUCGAUCGAAGACAUCUACGACAUAUACACUGCGCCCUACGGAUACGUGUGGUGGAUUGCCGCCAUGUACUGCGGCCCGGCCAUCGGCCCGCUGAUCGCAGGGUACGCCGUGGCCGACAACUGGCGGUGGCCCCUGUACGAAGUCAUCAUCAUGUCCGGCAUCAUCUUGUGCCUACUACCAUUCUUGCCCGAGACCUAUCCUGGCACGAUUCUGCUGCGGCGCGCACGACGACUCCGCAAAGCGACAGGCCAGUCCCGAUACCAGACGGAAACCGAACUCCACCCCACCCGGUUCAGCAAGGUCCUCUGGGAAGCGCUGAUCCGCCCGCUGGAGAUCACGAUGAAGGACCCCGCCGUCCUGUACGCCGCCCUGUACGGCGGCCUCGUUUAUGCCACAUACUAUUCCUUCUUCGAGGCCUUCCCGCUCGUCUACCUGGGCACGUAUCGCAUGUCGCUCGGCGGGCUAGGCCUGAUCUUCCUCAGCCUCAUGACCGGCUGCAUCGUCGGCCUUGCAGGGUAUUACGUGUACCUGCGGUCGUGGUUCAUCCCGCACGCGCGCAAGUACCACGCCGACAAGGGCAAGCCCGUCGAGCAGGAGGAGUGGCUGCGUCCGGGCCUCUUCGGCGUCUGGGGCCCGCCCGCGGGGCUGUUACUCUUCGCCUGGACCGCCCGCGCGGACAUGCACUGGAUCGUGCCUACGGUGGGGAUCAACAUAUGGGCCGCGGGCAGCUUCUGCAUGUUCCAGAGCAUCAUCUGCUACGUGGCGCUCGCGUACCCAAAGUACGUGGCCUCGCUGUUCGCGGCCAACGACUUUGUCCGCUCCAUGAUGGCCGCCGGGUUCGUCCAGUUCUCGCACUCCAUGUACGUCGACCUGGGCAUCGGCAAGGGCGUCACCGUCAUUGCGAGCCUCUCAGGCGUGGGCGUCGCGGGCAUGUAUGGCCUGUAUUACUUUGGCGCGUGGCUGCGUGCGAGGAGCAAGUUUACCGGUUAG